This is a messenger RNA of Aspergillus nidulans FGSC A4, 2576 nucleotides long. RefSeq names its product urease Ure. NCBI's taxonomy places the organism in Eukaryota, Fungi, Ascomycota, Eurotiomycetes, Eurotiales, Aspergillaceae. The transcript has 6 exons. Gene Ontology annotation, biological process: urea catabolic process. Gene Ontology annotation, molecular function: hydrolase activity, acting on carbon-nitrogen (but not peptide) bonds; urease activity; nickel cation binding. The record is from RefSeq and is a predicted model, not a curated record. The coding region runs from base 66 to 2576 and encodes 836 amino acids. Gene Ontology annotation, cellular component: urease complex.
UGCAGGCUGAGGGGGUAAAAAAAAAAAAAAAAGAAAAGGCAGGAUACAUAGGCAAGCGUGGCAAUAUGCACCUUAUUCCGAAGGAACUCGAUAAGCUCGCCAUCUCACAAUUAGGCUUUUUGGCCCAGCGGCGUCUUGCACGUGGUGUGCGACUCAAUCAUGCCGAAGCUGCGGCAUUGAUUUCUUCGAACCUGCACGAGUUGAUUCGUGAUGGGCAAUACUCGGUAGCUGACCUGAUGUCCAUCGGCAAGACCAUGCUUGGUCGCCGGCAUGUACUCCCAUCAGUCCCUUCGACCCUGGUGGAGCUGCAGGUGGAAGGCACUUUCACCACGGGCAGCUAUUUAGUGACUGUCCACCACCCCAUCAGUUCAGACGAUGGAGACCUCGAAAAGGCUCUCUACGGGAGUUUCCUACCGAUACCGCCGGCUGAUACAUUUCCGGACCCCGAUCCGGAGGAUUAUCUACCUGAAAAGGUGCCUGGAGCGGUUAUUCCUGUGAAGAACGCGCGCAUCACAUUGAGCGAGGGAAGGAAGCGGAUUAAGCUCAAGGUGAUGAGCAAGGGUGAUCGACCGAUUCAGGUUGGCUCGCAUUAUCAUUUUAUCGAGGCUAACCCUCAACUGCAUUUCGAUCGAUUUCGCGCUUAUGGAUAUAGGCUUGAUAUUCCUGCAGGCACGUCUGUUCGGUUCGAGCCUGGUGACACGAAGACUGUUACUCUGGUUGAGAUUGGGGGCCAUAGGAUCAUCAAGGGAGGCAAUUCCCUUGCAUCCGGGCCGGUGGACCUUCGUCGGGCGGACGACAUCAUACAGCGCUUGCAAACUGCUGGUUUUGCGCAUGUUCCUGAACCCGCUGCGGAUAACGCGCUCGUUGCUCCUUUCACGAUUGAUCGCGAAGCGUAUGCUCGGCUAUUUGGGCCCACUACUGGGGAUUUGAUUCGCUUGGGACUGACAAACCUCUGGGUCAAGAUUGAGAAGGAUUAUACUCACUAUGGAGACGAGUGUUCAUUUGGCGGUGGCAAGAGUAUCCGCGAAGGCAUGGGCCAGGCAUCAGGGAAGUCCCACAAGGACUGUCUGGAUACGGUCAUCACAAACGCUGUCAUCAUAGACUGGUCCGGUAUCUACAAGGCAGACAUUGGUAUAAAAAACGGCACCAUUGUCGGGAUUGGCAAGUCAGGAAACCCAGACGUUAUGGAUGGCGUCCAUCCGGACAUGAUCAUCGGCUCGUCAACGGAUGUCAUUGCGGGAGAAAACAAGAUCGUGACUGCAGGAGGCUUCGACACGCACAUCCAUUUUAUCUGCCCUCAACAAGCACAGGAGGCACUCGCUUCUGGAAUCACCACGUUUUUGGGAGGAGGAACUGGUCCAUCAACCGGCACAAACGCAACCACAUGCACGCCCGGCCCAACACACAUGCGCCAAAUGAUCCAAGCAUGUGACCAGAUCCCCAUCAAUGUCGGCAUCACUGGGAAGGGGAAUGACAGUGGCGGAAUUGGCAUCGAAGAGCAGAUUAUCGCCGGAGCAGCCGGACUCAAGCUCCAUGAAGACUGGGGAUCUACACCCGCAGCCAUCGACACCUGCCUGGACAUUUGUGAGAAGUACGACGUACAGUGUAUGAUUCACACCGACACUCUAAACGAAUCUGGCUUCGUCGAACAAACUAUUCAAGCCUUCAAGAACCGCACAAUUCACACCUACCACACCGAAGGCGCCGGCGGCGGCCAUGCACCCGAUAUCAUAUCUGUCGUUGAGCACCCCAAUGUUCUCCCCAGCAGCACGAACCCCACCCGGCCCUUCACAAUGAACACUUUGGACGAACAUCUCGAUAUGCUUAUGGUCUGCCACCACCUGUCAAAGAACAUUCCGGAAGACGUCGCAUUCGCAGAAAGCCGCAUUCGCGCCGAGACUAUCGCUGCGGAAGACGUCCUCCACGACCUCGGCGCCAUCAGCAUGAUGUCCUCAGACUCUCAGGCCAUGGGACGCUGUGGUGAGGUCAUCCUCCGCACAUGGAACACAGCGCACAAGAACAAGGAACAGCGUGGUCAAUUGCCAGAGGACGAAAACACAGGGGCUGAUAAUUUCCGUGUCAAACGCUACAUCAGCAAGUAUACCAUCAACCCGGCCAUUGCGCAGGGCAUGUCUCAUUUGAUUGGGAGCGUGGAGGUCGGCAAGCUCGCGGAUCUGGUGAUCUGGUCGCCUAGCUACUUUGGCACGAAGCCGAGCCAGGUAUUGAAGAGCGGCAUGAUUGUUGCCUCGAUGAUGGGUGACCCCAAUGGUUCAAUCCCCACAAUCCAACCCGUGAUCAUGCGUCCACAAUUCGGCGCCUACCUUCCCAGCACAUCUGUAAUGUUCGUCUCGCAAGCUUCACUCGACACAAACACCGUCCAAUCCUACGGGCUUAAGAAGCGCGUUGAAGCCGUCAAAAACUGCCGCAAUAUCGGCAAGGCCGAUAUGAAGUUCAAUGACACGAUGCCAAAGAUGAAGGUUGAUCCGGAGAGUUAUCGCGUUGAAGCGGAUGGAAGGCUCUGUGAUGCGCAGCCUGCGGAGACGCUGCCAUUGACGCAGGAUUAUUUUGUUUAUUAA